CUGCUCUUCCCACCACACCACUCCUGUCGCAUUAAUUCCACGAAACGUCCCACGCCGAUCGCUGCGUCACUUUCUCACCAUCGGCGUCGCGUACACACCGCCAAACUGGAGCUGGACAAGGAGAACCGCCCGCCGCGCGGAAUGGCGCUGGCGGAGAAGAGGAAGACGAGAGGCGGCACGCCUGGGCGACCGCAGAAGAAGGGGAACCAGUAUUUCGAGAUUGGCAAGGUUGGACGAAAAACCGGCAUCACGCUCGAAGACAAGGGGAUUCGCGAUGAGAAUGGGCUCGAGCCGAUGGAGCACAUCUUCUCCUCGCCCGUUCGUAAAGUGGACGAGGGGAGUGACGAUGGUGAUGUUUUGAUGCAAGAGAGCUCCGGCCCCGAAGUCGACAUGACCCUCAUAGCGCGGAAAACGCCGCGUCUACCACCUCCACGAGCCUCUACUCCCAAACACACGAACAUUGGAUCGCCCAAGCGCAUGUCUACCGGCAGACCAUACACCCAACGACCCGCGGAGCGCGAGGAGCGGGAGGACAGCCCUACGCGACCGCGCACUCAACCUCCCACGAAUCGCAUGCUUGAUUUCAGCGCGGAUAACGUGCAUCAGAGUAUCGAGAAACCGAGUCCGUUCAAGCCGAGGCAUGCGUUGAGGCGAUCCACUGCGCCGCAAGAUCUACCCUCCUCACCUUCGCGGCCUGCUGCGCAAUCGAUUGUUGAGGUUGAAGACGAUGUGGCCGAGGAGAACGAUGUACAAUUGGUGGACGAUGCGCCGAUGCCACUGGAUGAGGAUGAUCACUACGUCGCGCUGCCCGAUGAGCAGGACGUUGAACUCGAUGAAGCACAGGCUGGAGCGGCGCUAGAACCUCCGACGGAAGCUCCGAUGCAAGAUGAGUCCAUUGACCACGAUCAACACAUGGACAGCCCAAGCAUGCCCCGAUCAGGCUCGAGUGGGAAACGAGAUCGAUCUGUGCUAGAGAAUGACGAAGUAGAACAUGAGCAAAGUGCUUUUGACUCGCGGUUGGACGACUCGGCACCGGCGAGCAAGAAGCAGCGUGGCAAGCAGGCGAAGCAAGUCACCAUUCACCACCGAAACGGCGAAGACGAGACGAUAGAUCCAGCACUGCUCGCCGGCGGCGACAUGUACGAACCUGCCCCCACCCUCGAAGCCGCUCUCGCGAAGGGCACCAAAGGCAAAGGAAAGAAGGGCAAGAUCCUCAAAGAUAAAGACGCCAACCGCGGUGUGCGAGCUCAAAGUCAGUCAGUCAGAAUCCACGAGUCUCCCUCGAAACUCCGCGCAGGCAGCCGGCAGGGCAGCACUGGACCCGUUAACAACUUCCACCUGCGCGCCACCACUCCCUUCGAAGACGCAGGUGAGCGCGUGUCACGCUUCGGCCGAAACUUGAUCCAGCCGUUGAAGUACUGGGCGAACGAAACGCGCAUCUGGAACCGCGGGACGAUUGAAGGCAUCGUGCGUGCAGAAGAGGUGUCGAAACCCAAGCGAAAAGUACCGAAGAAGAAGAAGAAGCGGGCAGGCAAACUGGACGAUAUCGAGGAGGAGAACAGCGAUGCGGAGUCGGUGAUGGCUGAUGAAUGGGAGGACGAAGUGGGCGUCAUCGCAGGCUUCGUUGCAAACUGGGAUACGGAGACUCAAAUGGGCAAUGCGGAAGAUCUGAUACGAGAAGGUAAUGUGUCGCCUACUAUCGCCCCACCAAUGCUUUUGCUAACCCUCACAGACCUCGCCUUCGCCUCCUCCUCCAUUGUCACGCGCGACGUGGCCAACUCGGACUUCCGCUACGCGAAAAUCAUGACGCUGCCCUUCUUCGGCGCGGGGCUGGUGGAGCUGCCGCCCGAAGCGACGAAGCGCGUCAAGAACAGCCGCAAGAUGCACAUGUGCUUCUUCGUGCACGCGGGCAAGGUGAUGGUGGAGAUUGGCGCGGCGGGCGUCAAGGACGUGACGCAGUUUGCCAUUGCCAAGGGCGGGGUUUGGGUGGUGCCUAGAGGUGAGUGCUUUUUGCUUCUUUUGCUUCUUCUUGCGUUUCUGGCCCCUCUGGACUAGCUCUGCCUCUGCCUCGAUCGAUGCCCAUUUCUGCAGCACUUGCAUCCGACGAGUGGAUGACGGAAGCGCCUCGGCGGUCAGCGCGAAGUGGUGUGCGAGCAGUGUCAUUGUGCGACCAGGCGUUCGAAUAAACGCAUCCACGCGCGCACCCGUCCACCUGCUGCAAAGCAAAAGCAGCAGGGGGAAGGUCGCACCGUGUAACGCGCCAACCA
Molecule: messenger RNA, 2267 nt
Organism: Neohortaea acidophila
Lineage: Eukaryota; Fungi; Ascomycota; Dothideomycetes; Mycosphaerellales; Teratosphaeriaceae
Product: kinetochore CENP-C fungal-like protein
Exons: 3
Coding region: 142-2055 (637 amino acids)
Biological process (GO): attachment of mitotic spindle microtubules to kinetochore; kinetochore assembly; spindle attachment to meiosis I kinetochore
Cellular component (GO): kinetochore
Molecular function (GO): centromeric DNA binding
Source: RefSeq, a predicted model, not a curated record